Molecule: messenger RNA, 2079 nt
Organism: Symbiodinium sp. CCMP2592
Lineage: Eukaryota; Dinophyceae; Suessiales; Symbiodiniaceae
Source: the annotation of a GenBank genome assembly
AUGGAAAAUCACGAAGCCGGGCGUGCAGUCAUCACUUGGCUCCGCGAGCAUGACGAGGAAAAGAUGAUCGCGACCUUUGAUAGGAACUUGGUGGUUAAGUUCGGGGUCGAUGCAAUGAAGAGAUUCGUUGACAACGGGAGCAAGCACAAACACAGCAUCCUGCAUGUGCUGGCCAAAGAGGGAAAGGUCCUCGUGUUGAAACAUUUAGUUCAGCGGUAUGGCUUCGACAUGGAUGUUCAGCGUGCUAGUGACCGUUGCACGCCUUUGCACCUUGCAGCCUGGUAUGGCAACCGGAAUUUCGCACGAGCUUUACGCCAGUUAGGUGCAGACCCCAACAUCCAGAACAGCUACGGAGAAGUGCCCGACGUUACGGCCGAGGUUGAGAAGCCAAUUAUGGUCCGUGUUCUGGGCGCAGCUUCCAUCGAAGAUAUCUUGCAGGUCGUUGCAGAGGAGCUUGAUCAGUUCAACCGGCUCGAUGGCAUUACUGCUUUUUAUCAGAUUGGCAACAUGAGCUCCAACUACGACGCAGAAUUCUGCAAUUGGUCCACCAGAGGUCCAGCUGACACGAUGAUGUUCCUGAGAAGCCAACGGAACUACGUAAGUCUGUUGGGGUUUUGCAGAGACUCGCUUUGCACUUCAUGGCGAGACGACAGCGUAACUCUUUGGCGGACAAUGUUGAAGGCAUUGGCAAUGCUACCCGAUCCAGACGUCAUCAUGAGUUUGUCCAACUGGUUAGGCGAGAACCCCAUGCCGUACAUGGAGAUACCUGCCUCGGACCUUGCCGGAGUAGCAUGGGGAAUGGCCAAGAUAAAGAAUGGCGAGAGCAUGUGGCGGGUUUGCCAUGAUCCCUUGGGCGAUGCCCUAGCGCUAAAGCUGUGUGAACUGGCAGAGAGGCAUCUGAGUUCUGCAGUUUGGGCUUUUGCAGUGGCAGGGAGCAAGGGGCAGCUUCGCCACUCGUCGUUCUUCGGAUCAGUUGCAGCUCGAAUCGCUUCACCGCAUAGAGCCGACUUUGUUUCGCCGCAAGCAUGCAGCAUCUUGAUGUGGUCGUUUGCGAAGAUGGAGGAAUGUACGAGCAUCAACGGUGAAGCUUUCCAACGCCUUGCAACCGAAAGCAUGCGCCUUAUGCCAAAUUUCCUCGAUCAAAACGUCGCCAACAUGGCGUGGGGCAUGGCAAGACUGCACCUCAAGUACGAGCCUUUGCUUGCUGCUUUGAUGAAACGGGCGGGUGAGACACUGUACAAUGACGUGUACCGGCACCACGUGAGGAUGUCCGAUACGGUGAAAAAGCUGCAUUGGUUCCAAAUCUACACGGCAUACAUCUUCUGCAAGCAAGAAUGCCCAGCAGCCCUCCAGGCCAUAAGUGAGCGGCUUGCCGGGGACCUGGAGCUUAUCCACUCCGGGGUCCGUACGGCAGAGGGUCUCUCCGAGGGUUCUGGCCUCGAGUCUAUCGAAGCCCUGCGAGAGCUGGACAUCAUGAUCAGCGAAAUGGAGGCCGAGGUCUUGCCUGAUGAGCCGAUGCCGAUCCCCGAAGACAGCAUGGAAGCAGGCGUGUCUCUGCACCCGCAGGAAGAGGCGUCCAAUCGCAACGCGCAGCGAGCAAGCGAACUUCUUGCACACGGGGCACCGGACCGAGAACUGCAGGUCGUCAUUCUCAAGUUCGCCCGGAGUCCUGACGCAUUUCGGAGCGCUUUACUGGAAGGCCCAGAACUUCGCGAGUGUCGUGACUCGCUGGAGGCAGCAGGCUUUCCUGUGGUGCUUGAUUCAGCUGCCAAGAUCUUCGUAAAGCCCCUGCACUACUUGGCCGUUGUUGAAGCCAUCAGCACCACGCGCCUUUAUUCAUCUCACGUGAUCGUGGAAGAGGAGCUUGAAAGCUUGGUCCGGACUGCAAUCUCAUCGACUCGCAGCAAUUAUCGCGUCGUUACACGUGGCAGGGUCGCACUGCAGGCAGGGCAACCAAGGACUUGGGAUGAGAUCUCUGAGCACAUGAGUUUUCGAAUCGAGAGAACAUUCAUCACAGUGCGGAUCCCAGCCGACUCCCUUGUUUCGGAGUCCAUGCGUCGCGGAACGCAGUCGGCGUAG